Messenger RNA from Aquila chrysaetos chrysaetos, 1540 nucleotides. It is a transcript of the gene SLC25A26, whose product is annotated as solute carrier family 25 member 26. Gene Ontology annotation, cellular component: mitochondrial inner membrane. Gene Ontology annotation, biological process: transmembrane transport. The transcript has 9 exons. Bases 639 to 1304 code for a protein of 221 amino acids. Gene Ontology annotation, molecular function: S-adenosyl-L-methionine transmembrane transporter activity. NCBI's taxonomy places the organism in Eukaryota, Metazoa, Chordata, Aves, Accipitriformes, Accipitridae. The record is from RefSeq and is a predicted model, not a curated record.
CGCGACGGCCUCGGCUGCGGGGCCGUGGAGGGGCUGCGCACCGCGGAGCGUGUGCUUCCCGCUGCUUUGCCCGCCCGGAGAGCUGCUUGUCGGCGUGUGCGCUCAGCAGGGUCGCAGACAAGGGGGUGAAGCCCCACGUCUCCAUAGCUAGGAGCCUCCUUGGAAACAUCCAGCACUCGCUCUCGGUUCUGUGUGGAAAAAUCACGGCCGUGGUGCCCCUGGGCUGGCGUGAGGAGGGCUGCGGGCCUGUGCCGGCUGCGGGGAGAGUUUCUCUCCCUGCCUCAAACACUGCAGGGGCAGCCACAUCAUGGUUCAAUGCAUGCGAAUUAGGUCCUGGUUUUGUUUGAUGGAGCGAAGUUUAACGGGUACGUCCCACUCCCCGUAAAGGUUUUUCAGCUGUUCCGCUUCUGGAGUGCUACUGUUACUGCAAGGUUGGGGAGAAGGCUGGUGGAGUUGCUGGUGUCUGUGUUGACUUGAUCCUUUUUCCCCUGGAUACUGUAAAAACAAGACUGCAGAGUCCUCAAGGAUUUAGGAAGGCUGGUGGUUUUCGUGGCAUCUAUGCUGGUGUUCCUUCCACUGCUAUAGGAUCCUUUCCAAAUGCUGCUGCAUUUUUUAUCACCUAUGAGAAUGUGAAAUCCAUGCUGCACCAUGGCUCUACAUCUUACUUGACUCCAGCAACACAUAUGGUGGCUGCCUCCCUUGGGGAAGUGGUUGCAUGCCUCAUACGGGUUCCAUCUGAGGUUGUCAAGCAAAGGGCCCAGGUUUCUCCUUCCUCAAGUACCCUCCGGAUUCUCUCCCACACCUUGUAUCAUGAGGGUAUUCAAGGACUUUAUCGGGGUUAUAAAAGCACAGUAUUAAGAGAGAUUCCUUUCUCUCUGGUACAAUUUCCCCUCUGGGAGUCCUUAAAGGAUCUCUGGUCAUGGAAGCAGGGUCACGUGGUGGAUUCUUGGCAGUCAGCAGUCUGUGGAGCUUUUGCAGGUGGAUUUGCAGCUGCAGUCACCACACCUCUCGAUGUAGCGAAGACGAGAAUUAUGUUGGCAAAGCUUGUUUGCAGGUGUUGUCCCACGGAUGGCAGCCAUCAGCCUGGGAGGCUUCAUCUUCCUGGGGACAUACGAGAAGACUCGCCAGCUGCUGCUCUGACCCAGCCCGGCCGGUCCUGCCGGUGGCCGCCGAAGAGCCGGAGAAGCCGCCGAGUUGGAGGAGGAGUCCGCCCGCGAACGCAGCCUUCCUCCGGUCGCCCCUUCGCCGUGCCGCAGCAGCUGUUCAGCAGGCUGAGAGCUGCCUUCGCUGCUAAAGAAAAGUAAAUCCUCCAAUAAUCCAAUUUCCCAAACAUGAAAUUUUCCUGCAUGGAAAGUGAGUGAGGUCAUUGUGAGAGUUGUGCCAAAAAAGUAAUGUUUGGGGGGGGGGGGGGGGGGGGGGGGGGGGGGGGUAAACAGCUAAUUACGGUUGCUGAGAAAGGCGUUAUUAGAACUCCUGCAGGGGAAGUGUUUUGCAAACCUCCAGAUCGUGGGCUGAGCUGAAAUAAAGCAAGUUUUCAUAA